CGCUACCGGGCGGCUAUGAACUUCAAUCUCAAUUGAAUUUUGAUAAGGUUUUUCCAGUGAAACCAAUUGUUUUUCAUCAUUGUCAAUACAAAUUUACAAAAAUAUACAAAAAAACAUGGAAGAUGUCUCAGUGUCAAAGGGAGUAUUUGUUCAUGCCAAACGCAAAAUUGGCCAAAGGAAAGCAAAAUCAAAGAUGGCACAUAAAGAUGAAGCAUGGUACAAAACGUUUAAAGAAACUUGGACAGCUAUUGAGAAAGCUGCACAUGAAAUGAAUAGCGAUACAUUUAGACAAAUUUUAUCUGACAUGGAAAGUUUUAUAACAAGAAUUAAGAAUUUGCCUCUAUUAGCAGAUGAGAUAUCAACAGGAAUUCUCUUAGCUGGUGUCAACCUUCCAGAUCAUAAUUUACUCUUGCAAAUUCUAGUCUCUAGAUUGAAACCUGUGACUCCUUAUAUUGCAAUAAUUUGGUCAAGAGAUUCUAAUACUUUAAAAAAUUUAAUGGAAGAAAUGAUAUAUCAAAUAGUCAAUUCAUUAAAAGAUGACUAUUCAGAUGAGUUGCCAGAAGUGAAAAGAAAUAAUUGCAAUUUUUGUACAUUACAAGCUUGGCACAAAGAGAAUAAUAGUGGAUAUAAUCCAAUAGUCAUUAUUAUUCCAGAUUUUGAAAGUUUCUUACCUAAAAUUUUGCAUGAUUUUAUAUUGAUUCUAAGUUCAUAUGUAAAAAAAAUAAAAUUUGUACUGAUUUUUGGUGUAGCUACAACAUUGCACAUUGUUCAUCGUUCUCUUUCGUAUGAUGCUACAUCUAAGCUAAAGAUACAAGUAUUUCAUACUCAAAAGCAAAUCCAGAGUUUGGCUAAUUUAUUAGAUAAUAUAGUUCUAUCUCCAGAAGCUCCAUUUAAAUUAACAGGUCGAGCAUUCAAGUUUCUUGUAGACAUUUUUUUAUUUUAUGACUUCUCAGUAAAUGGAUUUUUACAGAGCUUUAAACUUUGUAUGUGGAGACACUUUUACAAUAAAAAUGAAAAGAAGCUUUGUUGUCCUAAGGAAAAAGUAGAGAGUCGUAUAAAAGAACUAACAAGAGAAGAUCUAAGGCAUAUAAGGAAUUUGCCAUCCAUUCAAAAGUAUCUUCCUUCAAUUCACAAAAAUUCUAUUGCUGAUCAUGAAUUUAAAACUAUUUUAAUAGAUUUAGCAGACAAAUUUUAUGAAUACAAUAACAAUUUUUUUAUAGUAUUAAAGUGCUUGCAUAAAUUAACAAUCAAUAUGGUGCAUUACCCUUUUGGAAAACUUUUCAGAGAAAUUUAUGCUGAAGCAGUUGGUCAUACUAAUAUUUUUGACACUCAGAAAUAUAAAGAUGCUAUUAAGUCGAUACAUUUUUUUUCUAAAGAUGAUCUUAUAAAUAAUAUAAAGUCUAUGUUGUCAGAAUUAAAUAAUCAUGAAAGACAACUUGAUGAUGUCGUCAAAAAAUUAGAAUAUUACAUGGAUGUAAUAAAAGAGGCAAAGUUAGAUGUAGUAUUUGUUGAAGAAGAAAAAGAUGAAGUUGUAAGCGGUAAAAUUAUGAGCCGUUCAGAAUGGCAGAAGGCAUUGAAAUUGAAAUCAGAAAAGACUUACACCUCACCUUAUAAAGAAGCUCAAACAAAAUUUAUUGAAUAUUUGGAUAAAGAGGUAUUUACAAAAUACUUGAAAAAUCCUUUAUAUGUACCAUUGAAUGAAAUAUUUUGUUACAAUGAUAUAAGUAACGUCAAGGAAUUUAUAAGAGGUUCAAUGAAAGCAAAUAUAGACAUCAGUUUAAAUGAUCCAGGCUACAUAUUUAGGUGUGAUUGCUGUAGUUCAUCAGAUUGCAUUAGAACAAAUCCAGAUAUUUGUAUAGUUUAUAAAUUACAUUUGGAAUGUGGAAAAAUGAUCAACUUGUACGACUGGUUGCAGUCUUAUCUAACAAUCGUUGAUCCAGAUCACUACGAGGACGAUGUUGAUCCUGUAUUGCAAGCUCGCUUCACACGUGCUGUUGCUGAACUUCAAUUUUUAGGAUUCAUCAAAGCUACACGAAAGAAAACCGAUCACGUCAAACGAUUAACGUAACUGCGCGCUUGUCUAAUUGCGUCAUUGAUUAAUAAUUAUAUAUGUACAUUAUAUGUACGUAUAUACCUCGAUAUCGGCGAUAGUCGUUAUCACUGUAAUGUAUAUAGGUAUUAUAAGUUGGUUCGACAGCUUGCUUGGAAAUCGUUUAAAUGAUCACAGCCUGUUUUGAUCUGAAAAACAGGUCAAUUAUCAAAUAAAUUUGGUGA
Phymastichus coffea is the source of this 2274-nucleotide messenger RNA. RefSeq names its product origin recognition complex subunit 3 (gene Orc3). The transcript has 14 exons. The record is from RefSeq and is a predicted model, not a curated record. Lineage: Eukaryota; Metazoa; Arthropoda; Insecta; Hymenoptera; Eulophidae. Gene Ontology annotation, cellular component: DNA replication preinitiation complex; nuclear pre-replicative complex; nuclear origin of replication recognition complex. The coding region runs from base 116 to 2068 and encodes 650 amino acids. Gene Ontology annotation, biological process: DNA replication initiation; DNA replication. Gene Ontology annotation, molecular function: DNA replication origin binding.